AUGGCCACCCACCGGAAGCCCCCCGAGCAAUCCUUCCGGUUUAUGGACUGCACUGUCCCCGAAGGCCUUUCCUGCUGCAUCCUCUACCCUCACAUCCUUGCCAUGGCCACCCACCGGAAGCCCCCCGAGCAAUCCUUCCGGUUUAUGGACUGCACUGUCCCCGAAGGCCUUUCCUGCUGCAUCCUCUACCCUCACCAUUUACUGAUCAUCCACGUUGGUCCAGGCUUGGACAAGGAGCAAGGUGUGGCCCCUGCCCUCGCAGACGCAGAUAGGGCGGCCGCGGCGGCUCCUGGUGCGCUUGUCCGUGAGGUGCACAGUCUGUCUGAGUACUUCAGCCUGCUGACUCGCGCGCGCAGAGAUGCCGGCCCGCCGCCCAGGGACGCUCCCGACCCCGCCAGAGGUCACUCGCGGCCCCCGGCAGAGCCGCUCGCGCCCCGCGACGUCUUCAUCGCAGUCAAGACCACCAAAAAGUUUCAUCGUGCGCGCCUCGACCUGCUACUGGAGACCUGGAUCUCGCGCCACAAGGAGAUGACGUUCAUUUUCACCGACGGGGAAGAUGAAGCCCUGGCCAGGCACACGGGCAAUGUGAUCAACACCAACUGUUCAGCUGCCCACAGCCGCCAGGCUCUGUCCUGCAAGAUGGCUGUGGAGUUCGACCGCUUCAUAGAAUCAGGGAGGAAGUGGUUCUGCCAUGUGGAUGAUGACAACUACGUCAACCUGCGUGCCUUGCUGCGGCUGCUGGCCAGCUACCCCCACACACAGGACGUCUACAUAGGCAAGCCCAGCCUGGACCGGCCCAUCCAGGCCACUGAGCGGGUCAGCGAGAACAAGGUGCGUCCUGUUCACUUCUGGUUUGCCACUGGUGGGGCUGGCUUCUGCAUCAGUCGUGGCCUGGCACUGAAGAUGAGCCCGUGGGCUAGUGGGGGCCACUUCAUGAGCACAGCAGAGCGCAUCCGGCUGCCAGACGACUGCACCAUCGGCUACAUUGUGGAGGCCCUGCUGGGUGUGCCGCUCAUCCGCAGUGGCCUCUUCCACUCCCACUUGGAGAACCUGCAGCAGGUGCCCACCUCUGAGCUGCAUGAGCAGGUGACCCUGAGCUAUGGCAUGUUUGAGAACAAGCGGAAUGCUGUCCACAUGAAGGGGCCUUUCUCAGUGGAGGCUGAUCCAUCCAGGUUCCGUUCCAUCCACUGCCACCUGUACCCGGACACACCCUGGUGUCCGCGCACCGCCAUCUUCUAGCAGCCAUGACAGAGACCCCGUCCCUGGGUGCCCCUGGUAUCCAAAGGGCCCAGGGACCCCUGUUGGGCCACCCUGGCCUUGGCAUUUGAGGCUCCCCCAGGGCUGUGCCUGUGUGUGUGUGUGUUUGUGUGUGUGUUGUAUGCCCACCUGUAUAGCAGACUGCUGGGCAGUGUGCUCUGCGGAGGUGGGAGAAGAUGUCCCAUGUCUGCCUUUCCAGGCUCCUAGGGCCAGUGGGCUCCAGCCCACACCGGGGAGGAUCUGGAUGUUGGAGGCCACUCGGAGGGCAGCUCUGUACUAAGUUGGGCUCUCUGGCAGUGUGGGGCUCAGGGCUGCUCCACGAGGAUAUGUGGGUGCUUUUCCCUUCCUCCUGAGCACAGACUCUGAGCCCUGGAAUCCUGGCCCCUGCCUUGGAGCCCUCAGUAAGCUGUGUCAUGGCUCCAUGCAGAGGAGCUGGUUUGGGGGUGAACGGCCUAAGCUCUCUCUGGGCUGUGUCCCCAAAGCUGUGGCUCACAGUAAGGGUAGCCACUGCCACAUCCAAGCAUCCCAUGAAGCCCACAGCAGCUGCCCAGUGGGAGAACAGUGGCUUCCCUCCCGGCCCCCCUGGGUAGGGGUCUUCUGGCGCCCUCACAGGUCUUCUCUUUGCCUCCCCGCAUUCGGGUGAGUCAGAGUUGAGCAUUUAUCUCCUCUCAGAAGUCGAGAGAAAGUCGCCCACAGUGGGCGUGUCUGUAAAUAUUGUGACAGUAUUUCUUUACUGUGCCAUUUUUUGAAAGGGGGUGGGUAAAAAGUAGAGUGUUUCUGUUUUUUGGGGGAGGUGGGGAGGGCCUUAUUUUAUUUUCUGUGGACCAGAAAAACCAGAAGCCAAACUUGGGAUCACCUUUGUUUUUAAAGCUAAAGUGGAAAUGUCUAACCUCUGUAUUUAUUUGUUCCAGUAUCUGGAAUCUCUCCCUGCCCUCCCCACAAUCAGCCAUCGUCUCUGGGCCAUCUUGGCUCACCUUUCCUGCGGGGGGUGUGUUUUGUGUUCUGUUUUUCUUUUUGCAAAGACAUAGCUAGAAAAGCAAAUGAUAAGGGAAAAGUUCUCAGGGAAUUGAAGUGUUGUUGCUAUGGUGACGUCCUUUUGCUGUGAAUAAAGGUGCUCUUUAUGGCAACCCA
Molecule: messenger RNA, 2388 nt
Organism: Tupaia belangeri chinensis (Chinese tree shrew)
Lineage: Eukaryota; Metazoa; Chordata; Mammalia; Scandentia; Tupaiidae
Gene: LFNG
Product: LFNG O-fucosylpeptide 3-beta-N-acetylglucosaminyltransferase
Exons: 11
Coding region: 1-1239 (412 amino acids)
Cellular component (GO): membrane
Molecular function (GO): glycosyltransferase activity
Source: RefSeq, a predicted model, not a curated record